UGAUGAAGACGGGGGAGAGCGGGUUAACAGUUUUCCGGCUGCUGACCAAGAAGGGUGUCUGGGUGUGGGUGCAGGCCAACGCCUGGCUGGUGUACAAAGCAGGCAAGCCCGACUGCAUUAUUGCCCGGCAGCGAGCCCUGUCGAAUGAAGAAGGGGAGGAACAUCUGCGGAAAAGAAACCUGCAGCUGCCUUUUAGCUUUGCCACAGGAGAAGCAGUCCUGUACGGGAAUGACCUUCCCGAGUUCUGGGACUCCUUCCAGGCUAAGGAGGCGCUGCAGACACAGGCAAAUUCCCACUUGAAGCAGCACUCGGUAGACCCCAACUCGCUUCUUGGGGCCAUGAUGAAGCAGGAUGCAUCCAUAUACAUCUCCCACACUGAUAAUGUGCCUCAGUUCUCCUUGCCAGAUCUCGUUGCUGCGCCCAAUAGACUGAGCCAGAAUGAGGAAGUCAGUGAUGCCAAAGAGGACAGCGACUCCCUCCUGGUAGUUAUCAAAACCCUCUUUGAGAAGAGCAAGGUGGACAGAAACAUCUGCCAGACCCUCCAGAGCCUCAAUGUGGACAACACAGAGCUGCAGCAGUGGGAGGAGGCUCUGCUUAGUUUGGGUACAGAGGAGGAGCUGCCAGCUCAGGAGGCUGGCGAGAGGCUAGGCACCGAGGUAACAUCCUAUGUGGAGCAGAUGCUCCUCAGGGAGGAUGCUGGGAAGAGCAUGGACUUCCUGCACUGCAGUGCAUCACCCUGCAAUGAGGGAAACGGUGCUGCAGCACGUUUCCAGCACUGCUGGGCAACUAAUUCAGCGUUUCAAGCCCCACCACAGCCCCAGGCACCUGGUGCACAAGGCCAAGAUGCUGUGGUCUCUCUAGUCUCCAUUACAUCUGAGGUCAGCUUUGCUCAACCAGAACAGCAGGUCCCAUUUAACCUAGCCAGGCUGGGAAAGACUGCUCUGGAUGUCCCAGUCUCCAGCAGCAAGUCCUCUGUAGCACUUCAGCUGGCAAACCCGGGACAAGUGCUUCAAACAGAAGUUACCACCUCUGCUCCUGUAGGUAACUAUAUUCCUAAUGAUCAGAGCCAGCUGGGGUGCAAGCCGGUGGCCUCAAGCUGCCCGCCUCCGUCGCACUCAAACACACUAGUGACUCAGUGGCACAAUGUCCCAGUCCAGGCAAACCCAGCCAAUUCUUUGGGUCAGAGCACUUCUCCUGGAUGUUGCCCAUUGGAAGCUUGGAUGGCCAUAGCUCCAAAACAGCUGGAAGCGGCAGGAACACACCUGGAGUCACAAACUGUGCUGGCUGGCAGCCUCGAGAACUCCCUGAGGGCUGGGCUGUGGUUGCUGCCCUCCCAACCUGCUCCUUGCCCUGCACAGGGCUUGCUUGAGGCCUUGUUCUCUGGGGCUGGGGACUUCCAUGAUAAGGAGUGUGCUCUCCCUGCACAAGUAUCAGCACCCUUAGGAGUCAGCCAGCUGCCAGGGGAUGGUGGCUUCCCCAAACAGCCCCUGAUACCCCACCUAGAGCCCAGCUUUUCCUGGGAAGGGAAGCAAGCAGUGCUCCAAGAUGACAAGUGGUUCAUGCAGCACCAGCCAUGGCUUGUGCAGGCUGGGGAAGCUCCUUGGAGAUGUGGUGGGGCAGGUGCAGUGCAACAUGGUGGACUCCUGCUGGGGUCCAGCACAGGUCCCAGCACCCACCGGAUGGACCAUGUUAUGCUGCCUGAGUGCCAGAAUGGAAACAGCCUUUUUAGAAAUGAGAGUGACUUUCUUAGGGAUGCCUCUAAAAUAUCCCUUCACCAGCAGCUGGGUGCUUUGCCUUGCCCCAGCGAGAGCCAAUCUGGAGCAUCACAUUCAUCACCAGGCUCGGUUUUGGAGUGCUCAGCACCUCUCCCUGUGAAGGUGGAUGCAGGAGCACUGCCCUCCUCUGAGCAGGGCCCUGGCUUCCCAUCAGCAUCCUUCGUGGGUGGGCAGCCACACUGCACCUGCAAGGUCCAGCUCAAGGUGAAGUGCGAGGGCUGCAGGACCUGA
Messenger RNA from Leptosomus discolor (cuckoo roller), 2006 nucleotides. The record is from RefSeq and is a predicted model, not a curated record. Lineage: Eukaryota; Metazoa; Chordata; Aves; Leptosomiformes; Leptosomidae.